AUGGGCGGCAAGAAGAAGAAGCCCGGGAAGAAGUCCUCGAAGAAAUCCGGGAACGCGGCGGAGACCGGCUCGCAGAAGUCGCGCUCCGAGAUGGGCGACUCCGACGACUCCGAAAACGAGGGAGGCGUCGAGCCCCAAUCGACUGAAUCCGGCCCGGUGGAGACCGUCCCUGAGGCCGCGGCGACGAACGACGAGGCCGCGGAGGUCGCAGCCGCCGUCGCCGCGUCGGCGGCGGCGGAUCCCGCGCCGGCGAAGCCCCCCGAUCCGGCCCCCGCGCCCCCCGCGCCGGAAAAGCCCCCGUUCGAGGGCACCGAGGAGGAGAUCGCCGCGGCGAAGAAAAUUCAGGCGCUGCAACGGGGCCGCCAAGCGCGCGGGGAGUUCGCGAAGCUCAAGGCCGCCAAGGCUGCCAAGCCCGAGGAUGCGCUCAACACGAGUACGGAAUCCGAUGAUGCCGCCGCCAAGGAUCUUCGCGCGUCGCAGGAUGCGGCGAUGCUCGAGCUUCUUCGCAAGGAGAGGGUAGAGCUCACUGCUGCCCUCGCCGACGCCAGGGUGACGAUUAAGCUCGCCGAGGACAAGGCCAACGCCGCUCAAGCCGAGCUCGAGGCUAAGACGCAGGAGAUGGAUGCCAAGAUCGCGCAGGCGGACGCCAAGGCGACGGAGGAGCGCGAGCGCGCGGAACGGCUCGAACACCAGGUGGAGGCGUUUGAUAAAUCCGCCGCAUCCGCGGUGGGCUCCGCGACCAACGAGCGCAAGGCCAAGGUGGAGGCUGAGCUCGAACGCGAUAACGCCAUCAAGGACAUGGAGAAGGAGAAGGCCAAGGCGGCUCAAGCCGUGGCGGAGGCUGCGAAGAAGAUCGCGGACGCGGAGGCCAAGACGGCCGAGGAGAGGGGCCUCUACGACGCGACGAUGAAACGAGCGCACGACGCCGAGGAGAGGGUCCGGGAAUCCAAGGAGGCGUUACUCGCCAUGCGCGCGGGUCUGAUUCGCAUGGCCACGGUGAUGGGCGACAGCAGGGAGAUUCGCGAUUUCAUGCGGGCGAUGCGCGCCGCCGAGGACUCCGAAGAAGGAUCGAACGAAGGGAUCCCCGGCGAGCCCGGGGCCGAUCAUCAAAGGUCCGUCAACGAGAGCAGCGUCGCGGCGUCGGCGGAUGCCGCCCGACUCGUCGCCUCGAACGACGACCGCGGCGCGGAUGAGCUCGUCGACGAGUGCAUCGACAAGCUGCACCACUUUCUCAGCGUCAACGCGGACGAGAAGAAGGAGCUGCGCGCGCAGGUUCAGGCGCAGCAGCGGUUCUCGAAGGAUUCAGUCGGCGGGCUCGGUAUGGGCGGCAUCGGGCGGUCCGCCGCGCUCUCGCCGACGUCGCCCCGGGCGUCCAACGCGUGGAAACAGCCUUGGGAACGGUCGGAGGCUCUAUCCCCGGGCGCGUCGGCGCUGUCCCCGAUGGCGAAGGACAUCGCCAUGAUGGACAUGUCCGAGCUGCGCACCGAGCUGGAGCGCUCGCGGCGAUACACCACCCGCCUGCAGACGAGGUUCGACAAGCUGAACGUGGAGGUGACGCACCAGGCGAACAUGACGCUGAAGGCCAUCGAGGAGAGGGACGAGGCCGUCGCCAUGCUCCUGGCCAAGGCCAAGUCCGAGGAGGGCGCGAGGGAGGAUUCCGAGAACCGAGCCCGUCAGCUCCGAGCUGAAAUCGCGCAGCUCAAGACGGAUCUGGACAAGCGCGACAGACGGUUCAAACAGCUCACACCGCUCGACGCCGUCGUGACCGAGGAGUUUACCAAAAUGAGGAAGGAGGUGGACGCGGCGAGACGCGCGGAUCCCAACGCGGGUCCCUCGGCUCACGACGACGCCGUCACCGCUUCGGCGGUGACUGCGCUGUGUUCGCGGCUGGAGAAGGCUACGGCGCUGGAGAAGGAGUGCGACGACCUUCGCAAGAUCAACGCGUUCCUGCGCCGACAAGGAGGUUCGCUCGACUCGUCGGGCGGCAGCGGCGGAAUCUCCGCGGCGGUCGAGUCCGUGAUGAAGGAGUCCGAGGACGUCAUCGCGGCGCUGAACCGCGACGGGGUCAAGGCUGAGGAGGUUCCCCUCACCGGAAGCAACACGGAGAAGUGGCGGCAGGUGGCCAUGGCCUUCUCGGGCUCCGUCGGCAAGGGAUCGCCCCCCGCGUCUCCGGGCGCCCUCAGCGGUGUCCUACCCCCGCCUCCCGCCGAGGGUAACGGCGGCGACGACGCGCCCAUGUCCGCGGCCGAGGUUGCCAGGUCCAUGGAUUCCCUCCGGUCCUCCAUCCUCAAGCCCCACGGUCCGUCCGAACCGUUGGGCUCGGCGCCCGGGUCGGUGUCCGCCUCCUACUCCACCACCAGCAGGAUGACGUACGACUCCCCGGGUGGGGCAUACUCCAAGACGAUCACCCGACCCGACACCGGAUCCGCGAUCAAGGUUCGAAGCGUCCACCAGCUGCGACAGACGCACACGGGCGGAACCUUCGCGCCCCCGCGUGAGCUCUUCCGAGGAUCCCCUUACAGCGCCAGGAACUCGCCCAAGCCUCGCGACGUCGGGCCCAAGCCGUGGGACGCGCCGUCCGCCGUUUUACCCGCGAGCGAGCGGGUUAACCCCGGGCCGGAGUGGUUCCAGGACGCGAGGCACGCGUGGGAUUCGUACACGGACGCGCUCAGCCAAGUCGAGGCGCAGCGGGAGCUCGAGAAGGAGAAGAGGGAAUACGCCAAGUACGAGUCGCUGUUAAAAUCGGGGUACAACGCGGCGGAGCCCAUGCGACUCCCCGCGCACCUGAGGGUGAAGGACGCGCUCGCGUCCGAGGCGGAGGUUGACCGCGCGGUGAAGAGGUUCGUGAAGACGCUGUCGGAGCACGGCGCGAGCGUGAGUUUGCGAAGGAACGGUCCGUGCAAGUACAUGCUCAGCCGGACGCUGACGAGCGCGGCGCAGCGCGGAGGUCGACCGGGUCCCUCCGGCCCGGCUCCCGCGUCGAAGAUUGUCAUGCUCCGGAUGAUCUCCAACCGGCUGGUGGUGCACCGCGGGACUAACCUACCGCCCCUGGACCUGCUCGAUGCCGUGGUCGGGUACGUUCAGCCGUACAAGCCCCCGGGUCCGGUGCGCAAGGUGGCCGACGGCUUGGGCCGCGAGAAGAAGUGGCUCGAGUCGUGGACGGGCAAGGCGGGGGUCAAGUCGCCGCCCGCCGCCGCCUCGCCAAAGCCCGUGGACUUCUCGCAGAUGACCCGCGAGAGGUACCCCGAGGACGAGACCGUCCCGCCCGUCCCGCAAUCGCCGGCCAAGUCCCCGACACCACAGGCGGCUGGACUGCCGGGGACGCCGCCGGGGACGCUGCCAAAGUCGCCAGCCACGCCGGCGUCAAACACGCCGACGGGACCGAGGCCGUUCCUGAGGGUGGACAAGGAGCCCACUCCGGAGAAGAAGCCCGUUCCGGAGAAGAAGCCCACUCCGGAGAAGAAGCCCGCGCCCGCGGUGUGA
This is a messenger RNA of Micromonas commoda, 3483 nucleotides long. RefSeq lists its product with no specific name. The record is from RefSeq and is a predicted model, not a curated record. Gene Ontology annotation, molecular function: protein binding. The transcript has a single exon. NCBI's taxonomy places the organism in Eukaryota, Viridiplantae, Chlorophyta, Mamiellophyceae, Mamiellales, Mamiellaceae. The coding region runs from base 1 to 3483 and encodes 1160 amino acids.